Messenger RNA from Pseudophryne corroboree (corroboree frog), 1656 nucleotides. RefSeq names its product inositol polyphosphate-5-phosphatase A-like. NCBI's taxonomy places the organism in Eukaryota, Metazoa, Chordata, Amphibia, Anura, Myobatrachidae. Gene Ontology annotation, biological process: phosphatidylinositol dephosphorylation. The transcript is spliced from 17 exons. The record is from RefSeq and is a predicted model, not a curated record. Gene Ontology annotation, molecular function: inositol-polyphosphate 5-phosphatase activity. Bases 256 to 1419 code for a protein of 387 amino acids.
UGACAGACACACCUGGGCCAGGAAGGAGGGAGAUCAAUGGAUUAGCAGAAAGCAGCAGAGAUAAAUAUAAACAGUCACAUCCUGGGAUUUCUAGACAGCUGUAAAUCACGUUGUUGACACAGUCCAGAUUAAAUAUUCUGCAAGGGAUCCAGACAGGUUAAUUCCACCAAAUACCAGUGGUUUGCCUCCCAUGUCAUGCUUUGCAUACGAUUUACCUGUGUCCUCUGGUUAUAAACCUCGUCUGUGAUCUAAGUCAUGGAGAGUCCUGGAGUUCUGCUCAUCACAUCCAAUAUUGGCUCUAUGUCUGAUGAGCCUGGAGAGAUUGAGAAGAACUGGCUUCAAGAAUUCCAUAAGACGGUGCAGGACCACCAGCCGGCCUUCAUCGCUCUUCAUCUGCAGGAAUUUGGGGGCAAAAACUACCAGGAGAACAUGGGCUCUGCGGAACACUUGAUCAGGAAACUGAUGACGAGUGAAGAACUGUCUCAAUACGACUGCGUUCGAGCCUUCAUAGAUAACGAUUUUACCCAACCAGACAAAUUCACAGCACUUGGCUCUGUCUAUUUCAUACAUGAUUCCCUGCGUAGUGUUCAGAUCUAUGACUUUCAAGAAAGGCGGUUUGUGUCUCUCUCAGGCCAUGCGGCAUGGAUUAGUUCUCUUGAGGAUUGUCCCAAUGUGCACAAGGAGAGAUUCCCACAGGACUUCUGGACAGAGUUUGCAUGGACCCGUAAAGGAUUCAUGAGGACGCGGUGGCUGAUACACAACCGGAUGUUUGACCUUGUGAAUCUUCACUUCUUCCAUGAUGCCUCAAAUCUUGUGUCCUGUGACUCCUCUCCAUCCGUGUACAGCUCCAAUCGCAGAAGAGCGUUAUACCAUGUGCUGGCCAGGUUACAGGAUGACUCUGAUGCUCCGUUUUUCCUGUUUGGAGAUUUUAAUUUUCGUUUGGAUUUGAAAAGCCUCAUCCAGGCUCAGGGCUGGCCCCCAAGUGUCACCGGUGAGUCAGAUGGACAGAUCGUUGCAUAUGAGCAGGAUGGAGAGGUUCAACUAGUCAUGAAGAUUAAGAUGUUUGAACAUCAGAACGCAAAGAUUUUUCAGGAUGACAGUGUACAUAUGCUGCUCAGAUUUGACCAUGAACCAAUCCCCUUCUUGAAUGAACUGACAGAGGUCCAGAUCUCCUUUCCUCCCACUUACCCGUUCAGUGAAAAUGUGAUGAAACCCUCAGAGUUCAUGGGUACACGAUGCCCAGCAUGGUGUGACCGGGUCUUCAUGUCUCACACUGCUAGAGGCCUCCUGCAGAAGGGUAAAGAUGGAGAAGACUGUGUUCAGUAUGGGCGGACUGGAGGAGAUGUCUGUAUGGGGGAUCACAAGCCUGUGUUCCUCUACUUCAAAAUGGAGUCGCAAUUAGAACAGCCUGAAGAUUGACAGGUGAACUCUGUGUGCAUGGACCUUACUACCAACAGACAAGACAAGGACUUAUAUAUAUUAUAUAUAUAUAAUCAGCCAUUUAUAGAAUUGUCUGUUCCUAAAAAAAAAAAGUGUGUUUUCUGAUUGUAAGCUCUGCAGACAUCUGUUACAAAUGUAUUUUUUUUCUGUUUCAAUUUUAAUAUUUUAUUUGAAAUAUUGUUUAGAAUGCAAUUUGUAUAAAUUGCUGUUAUUGUA